GGGCGGGAGCGCGGGCGCACCCGCGGGCCACUGCCCCAAACGGUUGCGCUGGGCUCGCGGCGCGGGACCCCGAGCACCGCAGCCUCCGCCACCGCGAGAGCCACUUCACCUCGGUCGUCGGGGCUCCCUGGGCAGCCGAGCCCCGCCGCGCUAGCUCCGGGCGGGCUCACCCUCCGCGCGGGACAGGGGGGUGCGGCGCGCAGUCCCGGCGCUCUCCUCGCCUCGCCGCCGCGCUCGGCCCGGGCCCCCCCCUCGUGGCGCCGGCAGGUGGAGGCGCCCCGUGCCCCGCUCCGCAGCCCCCUCCCGCCGCGCGCCAGCCCGCGCGGGCGCAACUUUCUUAAAGGGACAGGUAGCCCGAAUCCGCGUCCACCUGGGGCCCCGUCUCUGCCUCCAGGCUGGUCCCGCGCUUUGGGGGAGAAAGGGGGCUGCCACAGAUCUCUCCGCCCGCCCGCCCGCCUCGUUUGUCCCAGGCCAGGGACAGAUUACAAGUUUUAAUACACCCAGUCUCCUUUUGCAAACUUAAUUCCCUUGGCCGAAAUCACCCUCCCGCUGCUCCUCAACGCAUGCUCGCGGGCGUGCAGUUGUUACUGUUGGCAAAGUUUGAAGAGGGGUGUCCCUACCGCUUAACUCCUCUGGCCCAUCCCCCUCACACACACACCCAGAACCCCGGAGCGUGGAAGGCUCGCGGCUGCUGGGAAACACCCGCUGCAAUCCCCUUGACCCUGCCCUGUAACUGACCCUUGGGGAAAAGCCCCCCGCACUGCUACUGCGCAUGCUCUGAGCUGGACAGCUCCAGAGAGGGAAAUUUAAAAACGGUUCGAGCUGCGACGGCGGCCAAAUUGCGGAACGCGAGGGGCGAGCGCGAGGGAGCCCCCCUCCGGAACCCCUGCCCGCCCCAGGAGCGCCGGCAGCGGCGGCCCCGCGAGGAUCGGCUUCAGGAGAUGAUAGAAAGUGACAUCUCAUCUAUAAUGUCAGGAAUUAUUCGAAACUCAGGGCAAAAUCACCACCCCUCUCCACAGGAAUACAGGCUUCUGGCCACCACUGGCGAUGAUGACCUCCCCGGGGACCUGCAGUCGCUGUCGUGGCUCACGGCAGUGGACGUGCCUCGGCUGCAGCAGAUGGCAAGUGGCCGCGUGGACCUGGGCGGCCCCUGCGUGCCACAUCCACACCCAGGUGCCUUGGCUGGGGCAGCCGACCUUCAUGUGGGAGCCACUCCAAGUCCCCUUCUCCAUGGCCCAGCAGGCAUGGGCCCUCGAGGCAUGCCAGGUCUGGGCCCCAUAACCAGCCAUGGAGACAGUCAGAUGAGCCAGUUCCCCGUGGGGACCCAGCCCUCAUCUGGCCUGCAGGACCCGCCACCUCUGUACUCGCCUGCCACCCAACCACAGUUCCCGCUCCCCCCGGGCACCCAGCAGUGCCCUCCUGUGGGCCUCUAUGGCCCCCCAUUUGGGGUGCGGCCCCCAUACCCCCAGCCCCACAUGACUGUGCAUUCGUCUCAGGAACUGCACCCCAAACACUACCCCAAGCCCAUCUACUCGUACAGCUGUCUGAUCGCCAUGGCUCUGAAGAACAGCAAGACAGGCAGCCUGCCUGUGAGCGAGAUCUACAGCUUCAUGAAGGAGCACUUCCCCUACUUCAAGACAGCUCCCGACGGCUGGAAGAACUCUGUGCGACACAACCUGUCUUUGAACAAGUGCUUCGAGAAGGUAGAGAACAAGAUGAGUGGCUCCUCCCGCAAGGGCUGCCUGUGGGCUCUGAACCUGUCCCGCAUUGACAAGAUGGAGGAGGAGAUGCACAAGUGGAAGAGGAAGGACCUGGCCGCCAUCCACCGCAGCAUGGCCAACCCCGAGGAGUUGGACAAGCUGAUCUCUGACCGACCUGAAAGCUGCCGGCGCCCAGGCAAACCGGGGGAACCAGAGGCUCCCGUGCUGACUCACGCCACCACAGUGGCCGUGGCGCAUGGCUGCCUGGCUGUCUCGCAGCUCCCACCCCAGCCACUGAUGACCCUGUCCCUGCAGUCAGUUCCCCUGCACCACCAGGUCCAGCCCCAGGCACAUCUUGCUCCAGACUCUCCAGCACCGGCCCAGACCCCGCCACUGCACGCCCUGCCGGACCUGAGCCCCAGCCCGCUCCCCAACCCCGCCAUGGGAAGGGCUCCUGUGGACUUCAUCAACAUCAGCACCGACAUGAACACCGAGGUAGAUGCCCUUGACCCCAGCAUCAUGGACUUCGCUCUGCAGGGGAACCUGUGGGAGGAGAUGAAGGACGAGGGAUUCAGCCUGGACACACUGGGCACCUUCGGAGACUCCCCACUUGGCUGUGAUCUGGGGGCCUCAGGCCUGACCCCUGCCUCGGGUGGCAGCGACCAGUCCUUCCCAGACUUGCAGGUGACAGGUCUCUACGCAGCAUACUCUACCCAGGACAGUGCGGCCGCAUCAGGCACCGGCUCCUCCUCCCAGUGCCUGGGUGCACAGGGGAACAAGCCCAUAGCCCUGCUUUGAGCUCAUGGCCUCACCUGCCCCGGAACCCCGGCACCCGGCUUGGGCAGAGAACUGACUGGAACAGGGUGUUCCCCGUAGCCUCUCCUGGGGGUAAGUUGCCAGCUGGACAGGGAAGCAGUUCCCCUCCAUGGCCCCCCUCCUUCUCCUCCCUCCCACUGGAGCUUCUGGGGCAGCUUCUGGGGCUCUUCCAAGUCAGAAGGACAGAGGAAGACAAAUAAGCAACCCAGCAUCCCUCCUUCCCUUGCCACUUCUCCAAGGCCUGGACCACAAGGCCUGACCAUGUUGAGUGAGACUUCUCCAUCCUGGUUCCUGGCUGGGUGACCUCCAUGACCUGCACCCCAUUUCAGGACACCUUGGUGCAUUGAGGAAACACCUUGGGGUGAAAGCCCUUGAAUUCAUCCUUCAAUGAAUGAUGAAUUCAUUGAUGAAACCUCAGCCGCAACCUUCAGAGUCCAGGGUGGGGAGUGGAGCUGGAGAACCUGAGUUCUGAAAUGGGAGCCUGCCUAGGUGGCCUCCAGCCCCACCUUUCCAAUAGUCUGUUAGAAUUUUAGUAGAGCAGAUUCCUGGGCCAUGCCGGGCACCAUGACCAUGUGUAAAUUUAUUUAUAUUUAUUGUGGCCUGUCCACCCCCCAUCUGCAAACCCAACCCGAGGCCCCUGGAAUGAGAUUCCUGUCCCUCCCUCCCUCCCAGCCAUCCUAACUCCUACAGGCCAGCGAAUGACAUCUCUAACUGGCUGGUCAUCCCUUGGCAGCCUGGGACUCCUUUUUAGAACCAGCAAGCACUGUUGAUACUGUGACACAUCCUAUUUUUCCAUACUAGAGACUACAUAUUUUUCUAACUGUUCAUGAUUCACAUCUCUUCCUGCAUGUACCUGAGGGGCGGUGCCAUCGUUUGGGGGCUUGGGUGGCUUUCAAAGGGCAAAAUGCGACGUCAGAGGGAGGAACAGGAGGGCUGGUGCUUUUGUACUGGGAUUUAAAGCACUCCUGAAGGAAUGAAAGCAAACUGAACCAUGGAAAGCUCGAACCAUGUGGUGAGUGGAGGCGGACAGCACCGCAAUGCAUGAUGUUUAUUGGUUCCUCGCCUCUCUGCCCUGCAGCUGUUUUUAUGUUUCUUUUUCUCUUGUUGCUAAUUACUGAGUUUCCAACUGGCAAGUUCUGCAGAUAGCUGGGUUAGAGGGGAGACAGGUGAGAGAGCUGGGCAAAGAGAAGGUGAAAAAUGCUCUCCCAGCAAAGUUGAGACAGAACACUGGGGAAGCUGCAACCUCACAUACCAUCCCCUCUUUCCACAAGAUGGAAGUAGACUCUGUCUGGGAGUUCCCGAACCCUAGAGCCAGGAUGCUGUUUAAUCAAUAGCUCAGCCAGCUGCCUGGGAGGCUUUUGGCAUCAAACACCACCCUGAAGGGCGAGCUUUAAGUCCUUCCCAGUUCUGGAACUUUCCACCGAGUAUCCACCACCCUUAGACACACUCCUAGUGCUACCUGUCCAACCCGCACUGCCCAUCUGCCUUGUGUGACGUGCCCCCGAGGAGAUGUUGAAAUGGUUGUUCAUCAAGACUCUGCGUUCGGGCAGCAGCAAGACUGUAAGUGUAGAAUUGAUUUACUCUUCUGUCAAUAAAGCCUGAAUGG
Callithrix jacchus (white-tufted-ear marmoset) is the source of this 4122-nucleotide messenger RNA. It is a transcript of the gene FOXN4, whose product is annotated as forkhead box N4. Gene Ontology annotation, cellular component: nucleus. NCBI's taxonomy places the organism in Eukaryota, Metazoa, Chordata, Mammalia, Primates, Cebidae. Gene Ontology annotation, molecular function: DNA-binding transcription factor activity; cis-regulatory region sequence-specific DNA binding. The record is from RefSeq and is a predicted model, not a curated record. Gene Ontology annotation, biological process: regulation of DNA-templated transcription.